Rotaria sp. Silwood2 is the source of this 909-nucleotide messenger RNA. The record is from the annotation of a GenBank genome assembly. Lineage: Eukaryota; Metazoa; Rotifera; Eurotatoria; Philodinida; Philodinidae.
AUGGCAUGUAUAAGUCAAUGUUGUGGAAGUUUUUGUAAAGAAUUCAAAGCGUAUGUAUUUAUUCUUACAUUUUUACUUUUAAUAUUUUUUCAAUCAAAUAGAUUUGCUCUUCGUGGAAAUGUGUUAGAUUUAGCCAUUGGUAUUAUUAUUGGUACAGCAUUUACUAGUGUAGUUCAAUCACUUGUCGAUGAUAUAAUUACACCCCCAUUGGGUUUUAUAAUGGGUGGUGUUGAUUUUGUUAAUUUAACAAUUAAAAUGGAAAAUUUUAUUUAUAAAGAUCAACCGCCUGUUGUUAUUCGUUAUGGAAAAUUUAUUCAAACAAUAAUUUCUUUAACCAUUGUGGCAUUCGCACUUUUUUUUGUUAUUCAAGCAAUCAAUCAUUUACAUAAGAUAGCACAAAGAAAUAAAACAACAACCGAAACCGAUAUCGAAAUUGAAGUAACUGACGAACUUGAAGUAUUACGUGAAAUUCGAGACUUAUUAGCACAACAAUCAUCCGUAAAAUUUGCUCUUCGAGGAAAUGUAGUUGAUUUAGCAGUUGGUAUUAUUAUUGGUACAGCAUUUACUAGUGUAGUUCAAUCACUUGUCAAUGAUAUAAUUACACCUCCAUUUGGUCUUAUAUUGGGUGGUGUUGAUUUUGUUAAUUUAACAAUUACAAUAAAAAAUUUUGUUUAUAAAGAUCAACCACCUGUUGUUAUUCGCUAUGGAAAAUUUAUUCAAACAAUAUUAUCUUUAUUAAUUAUAGCAUUUGUAUUAUUCUUCAUCAUUAAGGCGAUUAAUAAAUUACAUCAGAUUACAGCAAAAAAGAAACAAAAAGAAGAAAAUAAAAAAAUUGAAACAAGUGAAGAAGUUAAAGUAUUAUGUCAAAUUCGAGAUAUAUUAGCAAAACAAUCUUCAACUGAAGCAUAG